Messenger RNA from Candida albicans SC5314, 1698 nucleotides. RefSeq lists its product as uncharacterized. Gene Ontology annotation, biological process: vesicle-mediated transport; protein targeting to vacuole. NCBI's taxonomy places the organism in Eukaryota, Fungi, Ascomycota, Pichiomycetes, Serinales, Debaryomycetaceae. The record is from RefSeq and is a predicted model, not a curated record. The coding region runs from base 1 to 1698 and encodes 565 amino acids. Gene Ontology annotation, cellular component: Mon1-Ccz1 complex; fungal-type vacuole membrane. The transcript has a single exon.
AUGUCAUUUCCAAAAACGUUAAAUGUUCCCGACAAGUCUUCUUUGUUAGUGCCUCAAACCACGAAGGCUUCUGCGACUGGACCAACAACUGCGGUUUCAUACGAAACUGCCAGUCUGGAAAUACGAUCUAUUAGAGAAUCACCAUAUCUUCCUUCCUCACCAGUUGACUCACAACAAUUUGAUGGGCGUAGCAUAAUAUCCACAUCUGGGAUGUCAGAAUACAUUGCAGAUUUAAAUGAUCUACCAAGUAUUCGACAUGAUAUCAACCCCACUUCCAUCAAGACGGGUGGUACUGGCUCAAGAUCCUUUAAAUUUCUGAAUUGUUUUCAAACAUUAGACAGUGAACUAUCCAACAUGGAUUUUUUUACAAAAUACAUAAGCAUUCUGAAAGGUGACGAUAAGGCUCAAUUUAACAACAAAUUGAAACAUUUUUUUAUCUUCUCCAGUGCUGGCAAACCGAUAUAUUCGAUGAACGGAUCUGAUGAUAUUGUGAUAGGAUAUAUGGGGAUUCUCACCACAAUAGUUUCUAGUUUCCAAGAAAAUUUUAAUCAAGAAUUACAAGUGCUUGAACUUGGCCAAGGUUUAAAAAUCGUGGCGGUCAAUAAAAGUCCCAUAAUUUUAAUCUCAAUAUCGAAACUUCUGUUUGAAACUGUGGAAAGUGUGCAUUUGCAAUUAGAUACUUUGUAUUGUUAUUUGAUUGGGAUACUAUCGAAAUCUGUAAUUGAUAAGCACUUUAAUAAUCGAUUAAACUACGAUCUUAGAAGAAUACUAAGUCCUUUGGAUUUCGAAAACUUGGAUGAAUUAUGUCUUAAUUUAACUUAUGGAAUACCAAACACCAGCGAUAGAACUCAAGAUUCCACUUUUGGAUUAUACACAAGUCAAGUAUUAUUACCAUUGUCAAGAGAAAGUGUUAAGAUCAGACAUACAUUAAGGUCCAAACUAAAUAGUAUUGUCAACACUAACAAUGAGGAUGUGCUAUUUACAAUAUUGCUUUCUGGUAAUGGGAAAAUAUUAAAUUAUUUGCAUCCUAAACAACAUAACUUGCCAAACAAAGAUCUAAACAUGUUAUUAUUCAUAAUACAUUCGUUGUUAAAGAAUCAAAGCCAACAAGAUGAAGAUUUGUGGUUACCCUUGUGCAUGCCGACCUUUAAUGAUCAUGGGUUUCUUUAUGUGUUUGUUCGGCAGUGGCAGGAUUUGGUUUUGAUGUUGAUAAGCGGCAGCAAAAACUCUUUUGAUGCGUUAAAAUUGUCAGCCAAUGAAAUCUGCACUAAAUUGAAUAACAAGCAAGAGUUAGCCGUUAAGUUGAUUAAUGAAUUGAGCAUACCAUUAAGCAUUGAGGUGCCAUUUGUGUUUAAGCACUUUAUUUAUAAGGACAUUAGAUUAAAUCAGUUUGUGAUGAGUGAAUUACCUACGCACGAGUUUUCCAGUUUUCAAUUUUUGAAGUGCUAUAAUGAGUUGAAGGUCAGUCAAGCAAAAAUUAUUAAACAUGAUAACAAUUUGAACUACAAAAAGUUGACAUAUUUGCAGGAUAGGGAUAUAACUGGCUUCAUGCUUAUGGACAAAUACUAUGAGUUCUACUGCAUCAUUGAACGUUCAAGUGAACAGGAAACAAUCACAUCUAAGAAAUUAAUACAGAUAAGUUCUCAAAUUAUAAGGUGGUGUAAAAAGAACCAUGCCCGGCUUUUUGUUACUAUAUAA